GUGCCGUCUGACUGGGAGAUCGACGACGACGACGACGACAAGCAUUUAUCGCCGACGCCGUCGAAAGAAGAACGUAUAUGGGCAGAAACCGCAAGACCGGCUUUGGGUUGAGGGGGGAGGGAGCCAACGCACGAGGACAAAAGGGCACUUGGCGGCCCCACCGCCCGCCAAGCCACCAACUAAAGUCAGUCAGUCAGUCAGUUGUCGUCAGCCUUUUGGCCAAGGUGCGUGGGAUAUCGCGUUUCGUGGAGUUCUGGUUCGGUGGUCCAGAUACUGUGUAGAACAACACAUUCAGGUGGUUACGGAAAUAACAACAGCUGUUCAAAUAAGCCUUUGGAAGAAAUGGAUCACCGCAUUCAAAACAUUUGAAAGUCGGCUAACAAAACUGAUGAGCUCAUCACCAAGACGGGCUGAGCCACCAAAAGUAUUUGAAUCGUAACAAUACACAUCACACCACCAAAACUUAAGUGCAUUCAACCAAGUUUUUGUUGGUCUGCUAUCGUGCGAACUUCUCUCGCGGAUGCUGCGCGGGGACAGCAAUUUUUGAAAGUAGGUCACCAAAAGUACCAACUGGUUUAACUUUUAGCCAGUAACUCGCCUAAUCGUCGUAUUUUCGGUGAAAGCCCCCGCAAAUCCCAAUGGAUUUCACCGAAAUAUGUCGCAUCUGUUGCGAGAUCCGGCCGGACCUGCGUCCAAUUCUGGAAUCCGACGACGACUUCUUGCACCAACUGUUUCACCAAGUUCUGCGGUUGGAGAUCUCCGCCGACGAUGGGCUGCCGCAGAAUGUCUGCACGCUGUGCCGGGAAACGCUGCGGAAUGUGCAAGAAACGAUCGCGAUGGCCCGCGCGAACGAUGCGAUGCUGCGAAAGCAACAGCAACGGCUGGCGCGGGGAGGCGAUGGAGAACGCCAGGUCACGGCGGAAUUGCAAGUCGAUCUUCUGACUGAAUUUGCCAUCGAAGAUCAACUCAUAGACUCAUGCGAGGACGUCGAGGGAAUCGUUGAUGAAAACGUAAUCAUCGAGGAAGUGUUGGAAGAAUGGAUCCUCUCGGACGCUGAUGAUCACGCUUCUGAAUCAGAACUUUGCCCAACGGAUCAAGAAGAAUCCCACACCAUCGUCCAGCAAGAAUCGUCCGACUCGGGACACGUUUCGACCGACCUCGAAGAGACCAACAAGGACAAGCCCAAAAAGCGCCCGCGCAAACGUCUCGUAAGUCCUCCUCCGCCGCCUCGCAAGCGCCAAAGGCGUGAUGAUCCGGAACGGCCGCGCAAGAACGACUUCCGGUGUUACGUGUGCAAGAGUGAGUCGCUGGGAUCGGCGGAAGCCCUGUACGCCCACUUGAACUCACACGCCGACGAGCUGCCGUACACGUGCUCGAGCUGCGUGAUGGAACGGGUCGUGAUCCGGAGCGUUACGCAGCUGAACGUGCACAAGCGGAUGCACGAGAAUCCGGUCAAGUGUGGAUAUUGUGACCGGAGGUAUCAUAAUGCGCGUGCCGUGGAGUUGCACGUCCAGUUGCACCAUCUGGGGGAGAAUGUGGCCCAGCCGGUGGAGUGUGGCCAGUGCGGGAAGGUUUGUCCUUCGCUGCCGGCGCUGAGAACUCACGAGAAGUUGCACACGCGUGCGCUGGGUUGCGAGUUUUGUGGGAAGUUGUUCACGGGGCGGCACAAGCUGCGCGAGCACAUCCGCCGGAAGCACGCGACGGAGAAGGAGUUUUCGUGCAAGGUUUGUGGGAAGGAGUUUGCCACGCUGCUGGCGGUGCAGUCGCACAUGAAGAUCAAACAUUCGGAGCAGGAGUUCAAGUGCGGCUUUUGCGAGAGGAGCUACAGCUCGGAUCAAUCGCGCCGUUUUCACGAGAAGAAGCACGCGAAGGAUGCAGGUUACCAGGCGAGCAACCGGUGGACGCAGUACUACACGCUGAUCGAUUCCGGGGAGGGUGGCGCCAAGAAGAAGCAGUGCACUCUGUGCCAGGCGAUCGUGGGCGCGAUUGGACCGCACAUGACUUCGGCGCACUUUCCGCAAAAGUAUCGCUGCGGUGUGUGCGAGGCCGAGUUCGGGUCGAAGGCUAGCUACGCGAUCCACGUGGCGGAACACGAGAAGGGGAAGGCGCACCGGUGUCCGAUCUGCGAGAAGGAGUUCUCGGUGAGGAAGCUGUUGCUGACGCAUUUGAAAACGAAGAAGCACCGCGAUCAUCCGCUGUCGAAGCUGUUCUUCAAGAAGGCGCCCACGACGGUGGAGGAAAUGUUUGGCGCGGACAUGCCGGAGCAGCUGCUGGAGGAUUGGGAGGUUGCGGGUUGAAUCGUUAUCAAGUUUUUGUUGUUGUAUGUUAUUAAAAAAAUAAUCGUUUAUUAAUAUUUAAGGGAAAUACAUAUCAUUCUGAACGGA
Molecule: messenger RNA, 2384 nt
Organism: Culex pipiens pallens (northern house mosquito)
Lineage: Eukaryota; Metazoa; Arthropoda; Insecta; Diptera; Culicidae
Product: zinc finger protein 490-like
Exons: 3
Coding region: 639-2297 (552 amino acids)
Biological process (GO): regulation of transcription by RNA polymerase II
Cellular component (GO): nucleus
Molecular function (GO): RNA polymerase II transcription regulatory region sequence-specific DNA binding; zinc ion binding; DNA-binding transcription factor activity, RNA polymerase II-specific
Source: RefSeq, a predicted model, not a curated record